AUGAAGUUUGGACAGGAUCUGGCUGAACACCAGGUCCCUGAGUGGGAGGCCAAGUAUCUGGACUACAAGAAGGGAAAAAAGCGGUUGAAGAAGCUUGUGAAGAAACCAAGCAGUCUGCGUACUCCGCUGACCAUCCGCGGGGCAUCUUCUGAACAAAGACAAAAGGGCACACGGGGGGACUUGUCUGUCCCAGAUACCUCGAAACCGGUUUAUCAAAGUGUGGUGAACACCAAUUCGCCUGGAAUGGACCACAUGCACUCAUUCAAGCUGCCGUCACCGGCGCUGAUGCCGUCGGAUCGUCAUAGCAUGUCGCAAUCAAGUGAAGAGUCCAAGAAAGUGAACGAUACCACACCAUUGUUGUUUAGUGAGGACCCCAAACCGGUGGGACACAAGGAUCUGGGCACGCCACAGUCGCUGUCAAUGAGUGCGCGGCGCCAGUCGACCGUGGGCCGGUUCAUCGAUAACCUCAAACGGGUCAGCUCUGUUGGAAACAGUCCUGCAGGGGGAACAGAGAUGGACGAUCUGGACAAGUCUGCGCGCGAGGACUUCAUUGCGUGGGUCAACUCGGAGCUCGAGAAGGUGGAACAGUUUUACAAAAGCAGGGAAGACGCUUGUCUGGACCGGUAUCUUGUUCUUCAGGACCAGAUUGUCCAGCUGAACGAGCAGAAACAGCGAUCUGCACGGAAACUGUCGCGGGUGCGCGAUCUGCGCCAGAAACGCAAGACUAUCGACCGUCCGAACGUGAACUCCUCGGAGUUCGCUGACACAGGCACUUUGAACUCGUUCGAGGAGUCCUCCGACGACGAAGAAACAGGUGUUCGCGAAGGUAGCAGCACAUUGUGGUUCUGGGCGUAUCUCACCAAGCGCAAGUUCCGGAUCAUCAACAAGUUCGACACGCCGUCGCUGCCCAGCUUCGAGUGGCUCAGGGAGAACGGCAACGUCGAAAAACAAUACUACGAGGAUGACGAGGAACCAACUCACGACAACAGGCGCGAUUACAGACGGAGAAAGCAGCAGCAAACGGCUGUUCCAUACUUUUUUGCCCGUCGUCGACUCAAGAAGGCUGUGUACGAGCUGUACCGGUCGAUGGAGCUUCUGCGGUCGUACAAAGAGCUGAACAGAACAGCGUUCCGCAAACUGAUCAAGAAAUACGACAAGGCCACAGACGACAGCAUUCUUCCGAUCUACAUGCACAAGAUCGACAAUUCGUACUUUGUCAAGUCGGAAAUCCUAGACAGCAUGAUGGCCAAAGUGGAGAAUACGUUCACGGACGUGUUUGAGAACGGCAACCGUAAAGCGGCCAUCACCAAGCUGCGUUCGAGCGAGAAUGAAAAACAGUAUUAUUUCGUCACCUUUGCGGGAGCGUUGAUGCUGGGAAUAGCGCUUCCGUUCUUCGUCUACACCGUCUAUCUUGGUCUACACAAAACAGAAACAGGAAUUCUGCCAGAAGGCCGGUACAUGUUGCAAAUAUGGGGUGGUUUCUUCUUCUGCUGUCUCAUGGCGCUGCUUUUUUCCGUCAACUGUUUUGUCUGGACCAUCUACAAAGUCAACUACAAGUUCAUUUUCGAGUUCAACCAGCGUGACGCUUUGGACUACCGCCAGUUCUUUGCCAUGUCGUCGAUCUUUUUCUUGACCGGAGUCGUGCUGGCAUGGUUCAGUUUUGAGAACUUCUGGUCGUCCAAACUGGACGGCAGAAACUGGCCCUGGAUAUAUCUGGGAGUAUGUGCGGCCAUCUUUGUGUGUCCGUUCGACAUUCUCUACCUGAACACCCGCACAUGGCUGCUCUCGUCCGUGUUUAGACUGAUCUUCUCCGGACUGUACCCUGUGGAGUUUAGAGACUUUUUCCUUGGAGACGUGUUCUGUUCGCUAACGUACUCGAUCUCCAACCUGUCCAUAUUCUUCUGUCUCUACGCGACCCACUGGAAAGGUUGUCUGGAUGGUUCUGGGACUACCAAGUGCGGCUCUGGGCGGUCGCGACUCGUGGGCUUUCUAUCAACGCUGCCUAGCAUAUGGAGAUUCCUCCAGUGUUUCCGAAGAUACGCAGACACUGGCGAGUGGUUCCCGCACCUGGCCAACAUGCUCAAGUACACUGUCUCGAUUUUGUACUACAUGUCGUUGAGUCUGUACCGGAUCGACACGAUCCAGAAGUACAGGGCGCUGCUGAUCACGUUUGCAACGAUCAACUCGAUCUACAGCUCCAUAUGGGACAUUCUGAUGGACUGGUCGCUGCUCCAGUUCGAUAGUCAAAACUACUUGUUGAGAGACCAUCUCAUAUUCAAAAGAAAAUGGUAUUAUUACUUGGCCAUGGUGGUGGACGUGAUUCUCCGGUUCCAGUGGAUCUUCUAUGCGUUCUUCAAAGAGCAAAUCCAGCAGUCGGCGCUCACCAGCUUUUGUAUUGCGCUUGCAGAGAUCAUCAGACGGUUCAUCUGGAUCUUUUUCAGAAUGGAGAAUGAGCAUGCCACGAACGUGCAUUUGUCCAGAGCGUCUCGCGAGAGCCCUUUGCCAUACCCUGUGAUUGCACGCAAACACGAGAUUGCUCCUCCUUCGCCGGCUACCCAGGAAGAACAGCCGCAGCCGGCCACGCCUAUCCAGCGCAGAGAUACCAUUAUUGGCAACAUCUCCAAGAUGCUCAACAGCGCUCACAUCAAGGAUUUCCAGAGAAGAAAGACAACAAAGCAAUGGCAGAAGGAGGACGAGAGCGAGGCCGACGACGACGACGACGACACGCAGUGA
Molecule: messenger RNA, 2733 nt
Organism: Ogataea philodendri
Lineage: Eukaryota; Fungi; Ascomycota; Pichiomycetes; Pichiales; Pichiaceae
Exons: 1
Coding region: 1-2733 (910 amino acids)
Biological process (GO): phosphate ion transport; cellular response to phosphate starvation
Cellular component (GO): plasma membrane; Golgi apparatus; cytoplasm
Molecular function (GO): inositol hexakisphosphate binding
Source: RefSeq, a predicted model, not a curated record